Molecule: messenger RNA, 5151 nt
Organism: Hippocampus zosterae (dwarf seahorse)
Lineage: Eukaryota; Metazoa; Chordata; Actinopteri; Syngnathiformes; Syngnathidae
Gene: kdm4b
Product: lysine (K)-specific demethylase 4B
Exons: 22
Coding region: 183-3830 (1215 amino acids)
Biological process (GO): chromatin remodeling
Cellular component (GO): nucleus
Molecular function (GO): histone H3K9 demethylase activity
Source: RefSeq, a predicted model, not a curated record
CGGCCAAUCGUAAUGUGCAAUUUCAGAGGUGGGCGUGACACGAAUAGCUUUAGCUCGGUAAAUACUAGAGGAAGCUCGGGCCAUCAAAUUUGUAGAAAACGACACUUCAUCGACUGAAAAAUACAAAGAGAGGAGACACUCCGCUGCAGGAGGUUUACCUGCACCCUUUAAAGGUGUCCCCAAUGGCGACCAACAUAGUCAUGGAUACAAUGGUGCCUCCUCAUCCUGUUCCAGCAUCGUUGGCUACAGCUCAAAAUGGGAUUCCCAUCCAGGAGCCAGUGCUGGCUGAAAUACCUGAGACAGUGGUGACCUCGCAGCCCAUUCCUGCCCUAGCUGCCAGUCAGGCUCAGCCUUCACAGCCAUAUAUCGCUGGUGGCCUUGCGCCUGGUUCUGAGCUGCCCCAGGCUCCUCUGCCUCCACCACCACCACCACCACCACCGUCCUGCACUAAGAACCCCAACUGCAAGAUCAUGACCUUUCGUCCAACUAUGGAGGAAUUUAAAGACUUUGCCAAAUACAUUGUCUACAUGGAGAGUGAAGGAGCUCAUCGUGCUGGGCUAGCCAAGGUGAUUCCACCGGAAGGUUGGAAACCUCGGAAAUCCUAUGAAGCCAUUGAGGAUAUGGUGAUCCCAGCUCCCAUCAUGCAAGUGGUGACUGGUCAGUCUGGUCUGUUUACCCAGUACAACAUCCAGAAGAAGUCUAUGACAGUGGGGGAGUACCGGAAACUGGCCAACAGUAAAAAGUACUGCACGCCACGGCAUAAAGACUUUGAUGACCUUGAGAGGAAAUACUGGAAGAACCUGACUUUUGUGUCACCCAUCUACGGGGCGGAUGUUAGUGGAUCCAUCUAUGAUGAAGACAUUCACGAAUGGAACAUUGGCCACCUGAAUACACUGCUCGAUAUGGUGGAGCAAGAGUGUGGAAUCGUCAUAGACGGUGUGAACACUCCCUACCUGUACUUCGGCAUGUGGAAGACCACCUUUGCCUGGCACACUGAGGACAUGGAUCUCUACAGCAUCAACUACUUGCAUUUUGGCCAGUCCAAGUCAUGGUAUUGUAUCCCACCAGAGCAUGGCAAAAGGCUGGAGAGACUGGCCCAAGGUUUCUUCCCUGGUAGUUCCCAAGGGUGUGAUGCUUUUCUUCGUCACAAGAUGACUUUAAUAUCUCCGUCUAUCCUGAAGAAAUACGGCAUUCCCUUUGACAGGGUAACUCAGAAUGAAGGAGAAUUCAUGAUAACUUUUCCUUAUGGCUACCACGCUGGCUUCAAUCAUGGCUUCAACUGUGCUGAAUCCACAAACUUUGCCACUCUGCGUUGGGUUGACUAUGGCAAAACGGCUUCUCAGUGCACCUGCCGUAAGGAUAUGGUCAAGAUCUCCAUGGAUGUUUUUGUUCGCUGCCUCCAACCGGAUCGUUAUGACUUGUGGAAGCAGGGAAAAGACAUCAUAGCGUUGGACCACAGUCGGAUCACAGAGCUUAGCAGCCCAGAAUUGGAGCGCUGGAGACAGCAUCGUGUCACAUAUAGAGCAAACCUCCUGCGCAGGGCCAUGCAGAAAAUGAAACAGUUCCGCCGUCUUAAACUGGAGGAGGUGAAGGUGCUAGCAGAAGAGGGCAUUGAGUUAAAUGCUGCUGAAUACCAGCGUCAAGUAGAAGAGCGGGAAGCCCAGCGGAAGCAGGAGAGAGAGGAGCGUCUUGCCAGAGAGGCCAUGAUGACCCUCGAAGCCAUGGAGCGGAGGGACCUGGAGGCUGCAGAAGUUGCCUCAAAAGCAAGUGAAAAUGCCGCUCAAGAGGAUCUAGACUCCCAACAGCAGAGGAUGACUGACAAUAUGACAGACGAUGUUGGAAUAAAGCCGAAAAAUGCCGCCAUCACUGGAUUUCAAGAAGCAUUUGAACAGUUUGCUGCGUCACGGUCUGUCAUCACAGAUGACACAGAGGAAAUAAGUUGCGACCAGAAAACAGUUUGUCAGGCAAGCUACUCCAGCAUGAAGGUGACAACCGAGGUUAAGAAGAGCCGACGCCACCCCCUCACCAAACCACCCAUGCGAUCUCCGUUGUCAGUUGUCAAGCAAGAGCCAACUGGUUCCGAAGAACUUUCCUCACCCGUGCCACAGAAAAGCAGCACAGAGGAAGAGGAGGACCUCUGGCAAAAUCGCUUCCGCAACUUCUUGGCCGAGAAAGCUUUCAAUUCUGCUGUGUCAGUACUCCAGCCACACUGUGCGGUCUGCUCCCUCUUCUGUCCAUAUAAAAAGCCAAACCACGAGCCCAGCAAUGUCAACGGCUCCCAGCGCACCCAAAUCCCAUGCCAUGGAAGUCGAACUCGCCCAAUCGUCCCCGAGAUGUGCUUUAGUGUUGGGACCGGCAGCACUGAGCCUCCCCCCACUAGCAACUACAUUGGGGAGGAUGGAACCAGCGUCUUGAUAUGUUGCUCCUCAUGCAACAUGCAGGUUCAUGCCAGUUGUUUUGGCGUUAACCCAGACAUAGUCCAAAAUAAGUGGACAUGUUCCAGAUGUGCAGCAGGCGCCUGGGCAGUGGAGUGUUGCCUCUGCAACUUGCGGGGAGGAGCUUUGAAGGUUACCGUAGAUAACAGGUGGGUCCACAUCAUCUGUGCCAUUGCUGUGGCCGAAGCUCGUUUCAUCAAUGCCAUUGAGAGGGAGCCAGUAGACGUCAGUGCUGUUCCAGAAUCACGGAAAAAUCUGGUAUGUGUUUUCUGCCAUGGCAAGAGUGACAGUAAGAACCGUGGUGCAUGCAUCCAGUGUUCAGAGGAGAACUGUGCAACAUCUUUCCACGUUACAUGCGCCCAAAUUGCUGGAGUUAUCAUGACACCAGCCGACUGGCCCUACAUUGUGUCUGUCACCUGUCACAGGCAUAAAAAAAUGACUCUGAAGCCACGAACACCAGCCAAAACGCCCCUGCGUCCGACCCUGGGUCAAAGGGUAAUUGGCCGCAACACUGACAGCUGGUAUUACCAUUGUACCAUCAUUGGCAUGGCAACGCAAACCUUCUACGAGGUCAACUUUGACGACGGCUCAUAUUGUGACAACAUAUACCCGGAAAAUAUAACAAGUCAUGACUGCCUGCGUAGUGGUCCUCCUGAUGUGGGGGAGUUGAUUGUGGUCAGCACGACUGACGGUCAACACCUCAAUGCUUCCUUUGUCAAACAACACACCCACAAGCUCUACCAGGUGGAGUUCCAGGACAAAAGUCAGCUCUUGCUGAAGCAUUCAGAGAUCCAUCUGCCGGACCAGGAACUGCCCAAGAGGGUCCGAACUCGCCUUGCCAUACCUACAUCCCAGGAGGAGACUCCCUUAGCCGACGAAGCCGGAGCAGCCAAGCGUCGUUGCCUGCCCACCACCUCGACCCCAUGCACUAAUGCCCUGCCCUCCGCGUGUACCCCAUGCACCAAUGCCCCCAUGGCAACGAUAUCCUCACCCCAGCCGACCACCCCUGUAGCAGCACCGGCGUCAGUGCAAUUUAGCAGCACGAGUAAACUUCCAGCCUCACAAUUUCUCUCCUCCAUGAGUGCGAGAUCAUCUGCGGUGUCCGCGUCCCCCAGUGCUACUCCGAUGCUCCCGGAAACACCAAUGGACACAGGCGGUGUCCUAUCCCACGUUUUGACAGACUUAAACUUGGCCUCGGACCCAACCCUAAUGACCCAGUCCGCCCCUUUCCAGUGCCAGCUGAACUCCGAUCCCCUUUUGUCAGCGCAAUCCCCUGCGCCACCCUCACAUAACAUUUCAGACAGUUACAUGCCGAGCAGCGGCUACGUCUCCUAUAUGGAGACCCUCCUGCAUUCACAUUUCCCUGAGGACGAGGGGCCGGCAACUCUGUUUUAGACAACAGCUCCACAGCGCCAUAACUAGACACCAAAUGGGAUGGAUGCUAAAAGAGGGAAAGUGUGGAGAGUGCUGCAAUUGCAAUUGGACACAAAUAUGUUGCACCAGCGCUCAAAGACAUGAAAGCACUCUUUUAAUGCAUGGAACUUUUUUGACGUGAUUUAAUUGCAGUGGCGCUUAUGCAGCAGCUAGAUAGGACGGGAAUUUUUUUCUCUCAUUUUGUUUCUGCUAUUAUUAUUAUUAUUAUUAUUGUUGUGGUGGUGGCAGUUUUUUUUAUUUUUGUAUUAUUAUUUUGGACUCUGUGCUUUUGCGUUGUCUCUGGGUGGGAUCAACUCUGUACCUCGUUGCAAGGUUCACUAUUGGAAGGCUCACAUUAUUGGUGUUAGGAAGCCAGUACUGAUAGUUUCAAGUAUGUCCUGAACAAAAAAGUUUCUUUUCUUCAUGUCAAAGUAACCAGCAACAAAUGGAUCUAUUUUUCCUUCGAGCCAAGUGUGGCUUUAACAGCUGCACACAUACAAUAUUCUUCAACAGGAAUUUUCACUCAAGUGUUUUUUCAUGUAAAUGCAGCAAUGGGUUUAAAAUGUAUUAUUGGUAAAGUCAGUAUUUAAAUGUCUUAGAUAUUGAAUCAAAUAACAACAAAACAUUCAGAAUCAGUCCACAGAAUACGUUCUGAAUAUGUAACACGGUAGUUAACAAAAAAUACCUUGUAUGUAUUAUUACCAUUGUUCAACGGUCUUUGAGUGACUCCCAGUUUUCACUUGUAAAACAUGUCUCAGGGUUCCUACCCUCACAAAAUAAAUGUAGUUGAGGGCUUUGUACUGCUAAAAAAAUUAAGUUGAACAUUCUUGAGUGAUGUGAUCUACUCACUAAAAUUUCAUUUGAAAAAUUCAUUAAAAUGAUUCACUUUUAGUAAAUUUGUUGUAUAAACAUAGGAACCCGAGGGUAUGAUGCAAUGUAUAAACUCUAUGUUGUGAUUACAGUGUGUGUCUUUUCUAGUUCAUCUUUUGGAUCGACGUUGAAAACUUGGCUAUUUUCAAACAUUUUUAUAGGAUUUCCUGGGCAGAUCACUCUCAAGUGGCACCUACAUGUUUUCUCCAGCCGUUUUUGCUGCAGAGCUCUUAAACUACUGAUACUUUUUUUUCCACUUUCAUCUUGUACAUAGCAAAGGUCUUACAUAUUGUGAUUGAAAUCUGUAAACGUCAAACAUGAACACCCCCCCACCCUUCCAUCAUAACCGAGAAAAUGUUUGGCUUUGUCUUCAAAGUAAUUCAAACCAAGAAAGAAACCUUAUUUCUUAGGUAUUAAAGUGGCUUGCUCGUCA